AUGGAUGCCUCACAUGUGCUGAUUCAAUUGAAGAAUGAGAUAGAUUACUUGCAUGUGUGGACAAGAGAGGGUCGAUCCUUGGCUGGGGCGACAUUUCGUCUCUUCAAAUGGUCGGCGGAGUUUGAUCUCAAUAGAGAAUCUUCUAUUACUGCACAGUGGAUCUUUUUGCCAAGUUUGCCGAUGCAUAUGCAUAGACCAGAUUGCUUAAGAUUAUUGCCGACUCAAUUUGGAAGAUACUUGGGGACUGAUCGUGCAACAUUGAAUCGAUCUCGGGCCACAAGGGCUAGAAUGUUUAUUGAAGUAGAUUUGCUUGCAGAACCAGUCAGGAGUUUUCUUAUUGUUAAUUCACCGAAGACAUUUUGGCAAGAGGUUCGGUAUGAGAAGCCAGGUUUCUAUUGUAUCAAAUGUGGUCGACAAGGUCAUCCUGAAUCUGUGUCUCGGGUUGGACAGAGCCGUGUGCUCCUUCAAAAAGUGAUGGAGAGACAGGAAUGGCGCAAGAAAGAGGGGCAGGAUAUGGCGAAAAAUAAAGAUAAGGUGGAUGAAAUAAUUGGGCAACUGGAGAUUACUCGAAUUGAGAAGGGAGAAUCAUCGGUGGGGACCGGUAAAUUUGUCAAGGAGAGUGAGAGUUUGUGUGAUGCUAUAGUGAGGUUUAAGGAGGCUGACCCCUUGGUGAAUACGAGAGAUAGUGGUUUGAUUGGGGUAGAGAAAGCUCAAAUUGGAGAGAGGGAGGUUGUACUAUUGGAGGCUAAAAUAAGUGAGGAUUUGACUAUGAAAGACGAUUCAACACAUGUUGAUAUAGGUGUAGGAAAGGAAGCUCCAUCCAGCAUUGACAUUGUGAAGGACUUUUCCAAAGUGGUUGAUGAAGAUUUGGAGGUUGUAAAUGACGAGAUAGCAGUAGGGAAUGAGGGGUAUCCUAUUGAUGGUGAUGAUGUGACUGUGCAAGAUGGUAGAGAAGAACAACAGCAGCAUCCUAUCCAUCACGAGUUUGAUUGUGAAAAGGAAACAAGGGGAUGCAAAGGGAAGAAAGACCCCGACUAUUGGUCUGAUUCAGAGGUCCAUAAACAAUAUAUUGAAGGACAGAAGACUAUUCCCCAGGUUACUAGAGCAUCACAGAGGGCGCAAGCACGCCCUACAAAACUUGACUUAUGA
Messenger RNA from Olea europaea var. sylvestris, 1149 nucleotides. RefSeq lists its product as uncharacterized. The coding region runs from base 1 to 1149 and encodes 382 amino acids. The transcript has a single exon. The record is from RefSeq and is a predicted model, not a curated record. NCBI's taxonomy places the organism in Eukaryota, Viridiplantae, Streptophyta, Magnoliopsida, Lamiales, Oleaceae.